Protopolystoma xenopodis is the source of this 747-nucleotide messenger RNA. The record is from the annotation of a GenBank genome assembly. NCBI's taxonomy places the organism in Eukaryota, Metazoa, Platyhelminthes, Monogenea, Polystomatidea, Polystomatidae.
AUUCAUCGUCUUUCAGACGACCUUGGGCAAUGUCAGAAGCGGUGUCGUCGUCUUCAGACACAGUUAUCGGAUCUGCAACGUGUUUUAGCUCAGACCAAGGAGGCUGAACGGAAAAUGAGCGAGCAAAAACGUGAUUUGGAGCGGCGAAUGAAAGCUGACGGAGAGGAGCUUCGUAGGUUCCGUACAGAAACCGCCCAUCGUGAGGCUCAGUUUACACAUGAUCGUCGGCGACUCGAGCGCGAAUUAUCCGGACUUCGACAACGCUUGACUCAGAUCCUUCCUCAUCCUUCUCUUGUUAUCACUAGACCUAUAUCUUCCACAAAUCGAACGGCUCAAGACCCGGUGGGCGAUAUAAAUCGGGCGGACAAGAAUAUGGGUAGCCGGAAAGGGAGACUCUCGUCUUCCAUGCUAUCUUUGAACUGCUCCAAUUUUUCUGGAAAAAUUCCACCAACUCUCAAUGAUCCGAGCUCUGGCAGGUCAACUGCAAUAACCCUAGUAGCUUCAAAUGAGGUACGCCGAUUCAACCGAGUAUCAAAUGCGGAAAGGCGUCAUAAAGAUCGAUCAGUUGGGCCCCCUAUCUCAUCAGCAUCCUUAAUCACAUCCGGACGAGUCAAUUGCCUUUUAUCUGCUUCAGAGACCGGCAUAGCUGCACUUCAUGGAGCUACAGGUUUUUCUGGCCCAAGGAAUGUAUCGCAUCCAUUAGUAGUCGCAACAUCAGGCUCUCUGGAGGCAGAGGUUAGGAAGUAA